Molecule: messenger RNA, 3542 nt
Organism: Mya arenaria
Lineage: Eukaryota; Metazoa; Mollusca; Bivalvia; Myida; Myidae
Product: annexin A7-like
Exons: 15
Coding region: 171-2069 (632 amino acids)
Cellular component (GO): cytoplasm
Molecular function (GO): calcium ion binding; calcium-dependent phospholipid binding
Source: RefSeq, a predicted model, not a curated record
UACACGUAAUGCGUUCCUUUAAUGCGUAAUUGCGUCUUUCGGUAAUUUUAUCCGUCUUUCGGUAAAUAAUCGUAUUUCGGUAAGUCUAGGGACCGGGAAGUGACUUCGUUUUACAAAACAAACAUAAACAUCUCUUCAUAACUUCUUGAUUUGCUUGACCGCCGUCCAGUAUGGGUAAGAAAAAGCAUGGCCAUAGGAGCUCCUCUUCCAGCUCCAGCAGUUCCAGCGACAGUUCCGAUGACCAGUACAAGCACCUGCCCAAACAUGAACGCAAGAGGCAGAAGAAACUCAGGAAACAGAUGAAAAAGGGUAAAAUCCCCCCAGGAUCUGUUCCAGGCAUGUAUCCAGGUGGACCCCAUGGAAUGCCCCACGGGGGUCACCAUGGAGCCCCUGGGGGUGCCUAUCCUGGGAAUCCAUCCUACCCUCCCCAUGGUCAGUCAGGCUAUCCCACUGGUGUGGCACCACCCCCAGGACAGUACGCCCCAGGCCCUGCAGGAUACCCGGCAGGACAUGCACCAGGGUACCCUGCACAACCCAACCCCUCAUACCCCGGACAGGCACCUGGCUAUCCCGGACAGGUCCCUGGCUACCCUGGGCAGGCCCCUGGCUAUCCCGGGCAGGCCCCUGGCUACCCAGCCCCCGGAGGGGCUAAUGCUGGAGGGUUUGUAGCGCCCGGAGCCCCACCGGCAGGACAAUACCCAGGUGUCCCCCAAGCGGGAGGGUUUGUAGCUGCAGGGGGUCCCGCUACAGGGGGAGUUAUCCCUCCUCCUCAGCAGCCAGCCUACUCAGGGGGAGCUGCUCCUCCACCUCAGCCAGGAUACCCCGCCCCAGCCCAGCAGGGCUACCCAGGAGCUGGGGGUGUCCCGCCCCAGAAUUACCCUGGGGGUGGACCCACUCCGCAACAGCCUGGGUAUAGUCCUACCCCAGGACAGCCAGGGUAUGCCCCUGCUCCAGGACAGCCAGGGCAGGCUGGAUAUGGACAACCCACCGGCCCCAUCCCAGGGCAGCAGGGCCCCGGUGCUCCUGGCCAACCAGGUUUGGCGGGCCAGUUCGGUCAGAUGAAUCUCCAAGGCCAGGGAAUGCCCCGCCCAACAGUGACCCCAGCUCCCAACUUCUCUGCAGAGAAGGAUGCAGAAGUGAUCAGGAAGGCUAUGAAAGGAGUAGGUACUGAUGAACAAGCAAUUAUUGGAGUGAUCACAAAGCGCUCCAAUCAACAGAGGCAGCAAAUCGCUUCCAUGUUCAAAACCAUGUAUGGAAAGGACCUGAUUGAUGAUUUGAAGUCAGAGUUGAGCGGUGAUUUCCGUGAGGCGAUCAUGGCUAUGUUCAAACCAACAACAUUCUACGAUGCCUGGUCCCUGCAUGAAGCUAUGGAUGGUAUUGGAACAAAGGAUUCAGUGCUUAUCGAGAUUCUGUGUACCAGGACUAAUGCUGAGAUACGGGAAAUCAACCAAUGCUUUCAGCAACAUUACAAGAGGAGCCUGGAGAAGGAGAUCAUGGACGAUACGAGCGGCCAUUUUAAACGUCUCCUAGUUUCCUGCUGUCAGGCCAAUCGUGCUGAGCUGACUCCUGACCAGUGGGCACGUCUGCAGGCUCAGGGGGUUGAGGCUAUUGUUGACCGGAACCUUGCACGGGAAGAUGCCCAGAGGCUGUUUCAGGCUGGUGAGAAAAAACUUGGUACAGAUGAGUCCACGUUCCUCUCUGUUCUCGCGGUCAGGAACCAUUAUCAAAUGCGCGCAACAUUUGAGGAGUAUGCCAAGAUUGCUGGUCGAGACAUUCUCAGCAGCAUUGACAGGGAGAUGUCGGGAGAUCUGAAGCAGGGAUUCACUGCUAUUGUUUUGUGUGCCAAGAACAGACCAGAAUUUUUUGCCAAUAAGCUGUAUGGGGCAAUGAAGGGUGUUGGAACCAGUGACUCCACACUCAUCAGAAUUGUCAUGUCCAGAUCUGAGAUUGACCUUCAAGACAUCAAGGAUUCUUAUCAGCAGAAGUAUGGCAAGACGCUGGCUUCCAUGAUAUCCUCGGACACAAGUGGCGACUUUAAACGACUGCUGCUGGGUAUCGUUGGCGUGUAAAUGAAUCAUAGCAUUUGUAAAUGCCAAGCGGCCAAUCAUAUCUAUAUAUCUAUGCUUACUUAAAGGGGUAAUAUUUAUAGGAGCUUUUAUCAGUUGCCAUUUUAAUACAAAUACAUGUAUUUAGAAAUCAAGUUAAAUAAAAGCCUUUGGCAAUUUUAUACCAUUUCUGUAACAUGUUUAAAAACAUAAGUUGCACUAAUUGGUAAAGACUGUAAGAAUCUUUUAAACACACGACAUACUUAUCACUUAAGAAAGAUUAUAUUAAAUUGUUUGGUAAAAGGUUUUUAAAUAAAUAAGAAUUGAAAAAUGACAUAAAAGUCAAGUUAUAAUUACUAUUGGUAAUAUACAGGAAGUUAUGUAAUGGAUGAAUUACACUGAAAAAAGGAAGAUCAUGUGAUGAAACUUAUUUUGUAUCUUGUAAGAAAUAUUUGUUGUGCAUUUUGUUAACUAAUUAUGACUAAGGACAAGUUUAUUGACGCCUUUGUUCAUGAGUUGUUAGAAUUAUAGACAUGUAUCUGUUGUAAUCUAGUUGCUUAAAAAUGUAGAUUUUCUUCUUUCUUGUUUACUUAAACUUAAAUGAACAAAGCAUGUAAGUCGAAAUCAAAACCAUGGGCAUUGUGUUAUGUUUGUAUACUAAUCUUUCUAUUUUGGUGAAAAUUGUUGCCGUUAUUUUUAUCUUGUCUGUUUUGGAAAGAAAAAGAGUUGAGGAAUUGUGAAAGUCCUUCUGUUGUUUUUGUAAAUUUUGUGCAAAAACUUAGAAAACUGAUCAAGAUAUUCAAAUGAAAUUUGAUUAUAGAGGUAAAUCACAUAUGGUAGCAAGGCGCCAUAUAUUAACUUUAAAAAUUAUUCAUUACAGAUGCCUUUUGUUAGACUGAAAAAACAAUAACAGAUGAGUGUUGGCAUUCACCCUAAGGCAACAUUUUUUCAUAUGAGUUAACCAAUUAAAACGAAUUAUGCUUCAUAUUUUUACUCUAUAUGUUUACUGUUAUUGUUAACCAGGUAUUUGCAAGGAAAACAUGGUUAUUAGAAUGAUGUACAUUGUUGUUAGGGUGGUUGGCUGUGGCGUCAAACUUACCUAUGGUAUGGAAUUUUUAGUAAGGUUUUACAUAGUGCCACCAAACUUGGUAUAUAGGAAUAGUUCAAGGAGAUGUUUCAUGAGAUCAUGUUUGGUGUCCUUAGGGUCAACGUCAGUGUUAUUAAAAAUAGAAAAACAGUUGGUACUGAAUAUUUUUAGUUAGGGUUGACAUAUUGCAUACCAAAUUUGGUAUAUAGGAAGAGUUUAUAGACACCUUUUAUGCGAUUGAGUUGGGCCCCUACGGUCAAGGUCAAGGUCAGUGUUAAAAAAGAAAAAAAUGGUUGAAACUGAAUAACAAGUUAGGGUUGAUAUAUUGUGACCAAUCUUGGUAUGAAGAAAUAGUUAUGGCGGACUUUCAUUGGAUUGCAUUUGGGGCCCUAGAGUCAAGAUAAAGGUUA